Drosophila arizonae is the source of this 506-nucleotide messenger RNA. It is a transcript of the gene Atg8b, whose product is annotated as Autophagy-related 8b. The record is from RefSeq and is a predicted model, not a curated record. NCBI's taxonomy places the organism in Eukaryota, Metazoa, Arthropoda, Insecta, Diptera, Drosophilidae.
AACCCCCAGCAUAAAUCUAAUCUGAUUCGCAAUUACCUACUAAAAUUCCAACUUAUAUUAUUUCUUUGAACGAAAACCACUCGCCCUAUAAUGAAUGUGAACUUUCAGUUUAAGAAGGAUCAUUCAUUUGAAAAGCGGCGAGCUGAGGGCGACAAGAUACGCCGAAAGUAUCCAGACCGCGUGCCCGUUAUCGUGGAGAAGGCGCCGAAGACACGUCAUGCCGCCUUGGACAAGAAGAAGUAUUUGGUGCCCAAUGAUCUGACAGUGGGGCAAUUCUAUUUUCUAAUACGCAAACGCAUUAAUCUUCGCCCAGAUGAUGCCCUAUUCUUCUUCGUCAACAAUGUCAUACCACCCACAUCUGCCUCCAUGGGCCUGCUGUACCAUGAGCACCGUGAUAAAGACUUUUUCUUGUACAUGGCUUACUCUGAUGAGAAUGUCUACGGCCAGGAGCAGCUAUAGAUGCACUUCAUCCAUACUCAAACGUUAUCUGGUUUAUUAACACAAAU